This is a messenger RNA of Tigriopus californicus, 1563 nucleotides long. Its product is annotated as bifunctional protein GlmU-like. The record is from RefSeq and is a predicted model, not a curated record. NCBI's taxonomy places the organism in Eukaryota, Metazoa, Arthropoda, Copepoda, Harpacticoida, Harpacticidae. The transcript is spliced from 4 exons. Bases 939 to 1475 code for a protein of 178 amino acids.
CACAAAUGGAGUUGUGGGAGUGAAGAUGCACGCUCAGUCAGAUUCGGCUCCAAAUCUUUGGCUCGAUUCUGAUUGCAAUUCCACUCGGUCGUCUGCAACAUUUGAACCACCCCAGGUGAAGACUUAUGUGGUAGAUAGAUAUACUUUUGCUCGAUGGACCCAAAACCAUUGAAAGAUCGUGACCCUCAAAUAGGCAGAUCUGAUUUUUAGGACGACGACCGUUUUAAGGAAGCCCAGCCAUUGUUCGACACGUUCUAUUGUUAUACACAUAUGUACUAGGACAAAGAUGAACGAAACGAAAAGUCGACUUCUCUCCCUCUACUGCAUUCCAAUAGUCCAAAGUGAGAAGAGUUGUACAACAAGAGAUGACCAUUGAGCUCGUUGCACUGCAUUAGGUAAGGUACCAAGCAUUGGGUAUGGGACCGAAAAAGAAGAUUCGAGCAAAAUGGGCGAGCACAAUCGCCCGGCCCUCAUUCACACUCCGGGGGAACUCAACUCUUACACUCUUACACUUAGAACUUACGUGAAAUGCAACUCGCACUCCAUUACGUAAGGGUCGUGGCUCAUGAACCAACUCAUCCAAUAUUGUAUUUUGUGUGCCUUUGUUGGGUGCCAACCGGUGGGGAUGGACGACACCUGGGUAGUGCAAGUACUUUUGGUGGAAUGUGACCGAGUCAACUAAACGAUGGAGGCCUGUUGAAUGGCGAUUAGUUUGGUUUCAAAACAGACAUUUUUUCCGCCGACUACUUCAAAGCCUCUCGUCAACAUGGAUCCAUUUGUCUUCCUUUAUACGAAAAAUCUUACUUUUGUACGGUGACUUCUGCCUUCAUUGUGACAUGAUCAUCCAAACCCACUCAUGGCCACCUAUAGACGAUUUUAUACUAUUACCUCUUGUUAGACGAGUGAAAGAAAGAUAGUGAGUACAAAAGGAGCUUGUAAUGGAGAUUACAUACUACGUAUAUUCAGGCUUCCAAAGGCAUUCAUUCGAUUAUUCAAAAGUUUAUCGACUCUCCGAAAUUCCACCAGAAAUGGCGGAGUCUGCACUAAAAGUGUUCCCCAUGCGAUUGACCCCUGGGAUGGAACUGAGGACUAGUUUACAGGACUUUGUCCGAGAGAAAGGUCUGAAAGCCCCUUUCGUUAUGACGUGUUGCGGUUCGGUUACCAAGAUUACCCUUAGAUUUGCUCAGAAGCCAGAUGGAGGAAUCAAUGAUAUUAAAACGUUCAAUGAGCAUUUUGAGAUCACAUCCUUGGUGGGCACAUUCUCGUCGGAACUUUUGGAGGGGUGUGAAUGCCAUCUACAUAUCACUUUGGGUCGAGCGGAUGGUUCCACCCUCAGCGGUCAUCUGGUGGGCGAUGCAAUUAUUUUCACUACGGCUGAAGUGGUACUGGGCGAAUGUACUGACGCCGUGUUCACGCGGGAAUUUGAUGAAGCCACCGGAUUCGAUGAAUUGGUGGUGAAACCGAGAAAAGAUUGAUCAGAGAGACAUUUCGACGGCUACAUAGCGUAAAGGCUAUUUGACUUGAUACACUUCAUCCCCGGACAUUAAAUAUGUUGGUUAUGAA